AAAGAUGUGACGGGACCACUGGCAUGAUGAUAAUCAUUACACCUUUGGAAUUUUGUGUGAGGUCUACAAAGUUAUUAUUAGACAUUAUUGCGCGUUCUGUUUGCGGCAUUUUACUUUUUUCAUAUUGUUUGAGGAUUCAACCGAGCGUCAGGACCAACAAUUUUUUUUUUUUUUUACUUCAUUAUUAUCACUGAAGAGGAUCUACAAAAGAGACCGAAACGCGAUUUUGUAUAAUCUUAAUAAAGGUAAGUUUUUUCUCACUGAGGACAUACACUAAUUUUUUAUUAGUUUAACUGCGUUAAUUCACCUGCGCCGAACUUCAAUAGGCUCUUUUUUUAUUAUUCAAUUGUUUCAAGGAGUUCUAUUUCUAUUUUAUCUGUUAAAUACGAUUUUGUUACAUAGAUUUUUCUUAUAUAAUCCUAUCAAGUAUUUUAAAUAAAGUAAAUUUUUUGAGCAUUUUUUUAUGCGUAAACAUGCGUGUUUCUGAUUUUAAUUAAACACUCUUUAACGAGUGGCAUGCAAAUAUCGUGUUACAAGGCGGAUAGCUUUUGUUACAACACGUUGCAGAAUUAAAAUGUUAAAGCUGUACAAAAAUCCGAGUAAAAUUAAUUUUUAUCUCGGGAAAGAAAUUAUUUAUUUUAUUUUUUGAAAUGAGAAGUUUCACAUGUUUGCCAGACGAGCUUAUUAUCGAACACCCUGUACUCGUGCAUUUAUCGUAUCACGAUCCCAUACGACGUAUCUAUUACGAUCUCGUGGCAUGACAUGAGUGCAGUGAAACGAAGAUAGGAACUGUAUAUAAGCAACGUGGGGAUACAGACAGCGGCGCGUGAGACAAUAUAUACCUGACGAGGCCUGGUGUUGCCGAACGAACACCUGCUCUACACCGGGUCCGAGCGGGGACCUUUGUCCAAGGGCCGAUAUAAAACUCGUACACCGUUUCAGGCGCAGCCAGUAGACUUUCGAGAGACAGUCGAGCACGACAAUCACGUGCGUGACUUCGAUCGAGUGACAUCGAUUGUCGCUGUUAAAAUCGAAUUGCCGUAAAUCACGGUGAAUUACAGUAAAAUCCGCGUUAUCGUCAAGUCGUGUCGAAUAGUCGUGAUAAAUAAUAAUUUCGUCGGAGAUAUAUAAUAAUUACGUUGAAAUACCGAAACGAUCUUAUUAAAGAAAUUCGAAUGAUUGAAAAUUUACAUGAAAAUCUUCGCAAGAGUUUAAAAAUGCGAAGAUUCAACGGUUGGAAGAUUUUCAAUUGAAAAAGAUACACACAAAUAACAAAAAUAUAAUAGAACUGUAAAUUUUUGAGAUUUUGAUAUAUAAAAUUCGGAAAUUUCUAAAUAUUACGAGAUAUACAAAUUCGAAGAUCCAGAAGCUAAUGUUCUAAAAAUCUUACACGAAGACUAUAAAAUCAGAGCAGAGAUGACGAAAGUACUAUGUUUAUUGUCGACGAUUAUCGUAGUGAGCACGCUGAUUGCUGUCAUACGCGCGGACGAGAAUCUCCGAGACACAAUCAAAUUGCUACAGGAACAAGUUGGUGCGUUACUGGACCAUCGACAAGAGGAUUAUAAUGCUUUAGAAGAGAGUCUAAAGCGGGCGAUGGAGAAAAACACCGAACUGAUUGUCCUCAGAAACGAAGUGAAACAAUUGAAGAAGGAAGUGAAUGCUCUUCGCGGCGGAAGCGGCAACGAGGCGAAGAACGAGCGAUUACGAGUACGAUGGCUCGGCAGCGCCGUGACGGAGCUGCAAAGUGAAGUCGCCGAGGUGCUUAGGACACGGAAUGCCAGUGAAGAGCUAGCCGAACGAUCGAGGAUGAGAAGUGAGUUGGCUUUACUGAAAGGAGACGUCGCCGAGGUCGGUAGGAGCAUACGUGAUCUCGGUGGCAGGAUCACAAAGAUCGAAGUUACGCUCGGCACCCUUAGACUUGAUAUCGCCGCAACGAAGGAACGCGCCAGUUUUCUCUCUCGUUCUUGCGCGGACAUUAGCAGUCAGUUAAGCACGAUACAAAUCGAGUUGAAGUCCUUGAAGUGUGAAUCCAAGCUUCUCGGUCAGCAGCAGAAUCAGAAACAAAAUCAUCAUGACAAGGCUGACAUCUUCCAUAAUGAUGUGAGCGCUACACACGAUUUCACGUCACAAAUCCGCAGACGAAAUUAUAUACGUGCCUUAGCUCAUCGUGCUCACUUCGAGGAACGUCUACGGAAUGUCGAGCGAAAGAUUUCUCUUGUGGCGCGAAAGCGGACGAUGGUAGAGAAGCGAGUGGUGUACGAGGAUCGCGAGCACUUGGAUAAACGGGUGAAGAGUCUCGAACUAGUGCAGGAAGAGCUUGCAAAGAGGAUGUCCAAUGCCAGUCGGGAUCUGAUGUUGAUGAAUGAACUGGAGAUAUCGGUAGUGCGAUUGUACGAUUCGGUACGCGUGCUUGAGGAAGACGUCAACACCAAUCGUUCUGAAGUAAAGCGAGAGCUGGCACGGCUAGAGAUCAAUGCAGCGCGUAAAGCUGCCGAAUUGUCAUUGACCAGAGAAGAGCUGAGCAACCUACGGCGCACCGUUCAGGCGUUGAGUGUGAGUGCAUCGCAGUUGCAGGAGAGAAGCGACGUGCAGCGGAAGAGCUUAGACGUGUUGAACGAGACUCUUGGUCGUUUAGACGUCUCCCGGAACUUGGUUCGAGCAGUUAAUGUCACACGUGAAUUGGAACAAGUAGAGGAUCAGUAUCGACUCAUGGUGGAUUCGUUACCUGGCAACUGCGAGGAACGUGACGGUCUCACUCUAUUGGCUCCUGGUCCUGGAAUACCGUUGCUUGCCUCUUGUCGUGCCGGGUGGAUUAUCAUAUCGCGUAGGAUUGAUGGUGUCGUGGAUUUUGAUCGCACAUGGGCUGAAUAUUCAACCGGCUUCGGCUCACCGAUCAGCGAGUUUUGGAUUGGCAAUGAGGCAUUACACCGGCUCACUCGUGAUAAUUGCAGUCGACUGCGUGUCGAUCUGACGGAUACAUACGGUGUGCACUGGCGUGCUGAAUAUGAACAUUUUAGCGUUGACUCUGAGGAAACUGGUUAUCGACUUCACGUAUCUGAUUACUCUGGUAACGCCACGAACGCGCUAUCCUACCAAGACGGUAUGGCAUUCAGUGCUAAAGACCGCGACAUGGAUAUCAGCACGACUGACUGUGCAGCCAACUACCGAGGGGGAUGGUGGUUCAGUCAUUGUCAGCACGCCAACCUUAACGGCAGAUACUCGUUGGGCCUCACAUGGUUUCAGUCCACCAGUAACGAGUGGAUGGCGGUUGCGUCUGCUGAGAUGUCAGUACAGCGGAAGCAAAACUGUUGAUGGUCCUGAAAAUAGAAUGAAUCAGUAAACCUGUUUACAUAGAAAACAAUAAACAAUCAAGUGAAAUCAUAACUUAAAUAUUGCCAUAAAGAAAUCUAAGAUACAGUUUAUGCAAUACGUGUUAGCACGUAAUUACUCGAUGAGAACGCUGAUUGUAAUACCAAAGAGUUAUGUAUAAUUUAAGAAUUCAUGUAAAUACAGUGUAAAGUUGUGCACAACAAACUGAACGUUAUAAACGUGUCACAAAUGUACAACUUUGUUGUAUUUGUAUAGUAAUAGUAGAAAACAAAUAAAAUUUAUAAAUUUUGUGCUCUCCAAUAAAUCGUAAAGUAAAGAA
Molecule: messenger RNA, 3649 nt
Organism: Odontomachus brunneus
Lineage: Eukaryota; Metazoa; Arthropoda; Insecta; Hymenoptera; Formicidae
Product: protein scabrous-like
Exons: 3
Coding region: 1417-3312 (631 amino acids)
Source: RefSeq, a predicted model, not a curated record